This is a messenger RNA of Carassius auratus (goldfish), 4286 nucleotides long. Its product is annotated as WD repeat and FYVE domain-containing protein 1-like. Gene Ontology annotation, biological process: positive regulation of toll-like receptor 3 signaling pathway; positive regulation of toll-like receptor 4 signaling pathway. The transcript has 12 exons. NCBI's taxonomy places the organism in Eukaryota, Metazoa, Chordata, Actinopteri, Cypriniformes, Cyprinidae. Gene Ontology annotation, molecular function: protein binding; metal ion binding. Gene Ontology annotation, cellular component: early endosome. The coding region runs from base 60 to 1292 and encodes 410 amino acids. The record is from RefSeq and is a predicted model, not a curated record.
CGCUCAGCUGACUCGAGAGGAGGAGUCGUCGCGUACAAGGAAUCAAGGGGAAAACAGCAAUGGCGGCGGAGAUCCAUUCCAGGCCCCAGAGCUCCAGACCCGUUCUGCUGAACAAGAUCGAGGGCCACAGCGACAGCGUGAACGCGGCGGUGCUGAUCCCGAAGGAGGAUGGAGUCAUCACGGUCAGCGAGGACAGGACGAUUCGAGUUUGGCUGAAGCGGGACAGUGGACAGUACUGGCCCAGUAUCUAUCACACUGUGUCCUCUCCGUGCUCCUGUAUGUCAUAUCAUCAUGAGAGCAGGCGGAUCUUCAUAGGCCAGGACAAUGGGGCUGUUGUGGAGUUCCUCAUCUCAGAAGACUUCAACAAAAUGAACCACGUCAAAACAUACCCAGCUCAUCAGAACCGUGUGUCGGACCUCAUCUUCUCUCUGGAGAGUCAGUGGCUGAUCAGCACAGGUCAUGAUAAAAGCGUCAGCUGGAUGAGCACUCAGAGCGGCUCUAUGCUGGGACGACACAGCUUCGGCUCAUGGGCUUCCUGUUUACAAUAUGAUAACGAUACCCAGCAUGCCUUUGUGGGAGAUUAUUCAGGACAGAUCACUCUGCUGAAACUGGACGAGCAGACGUGUUCUGUCAUAACUACACUGAAGGGACAUGCAGGUAGUGUUAGUGCAUUAUAUUGGGAUCCGGUUCGGAGGUGGCUGUUUUCCGGAGCGUCUGACCACAGUGUGAUCAUGUGGGACAUUGGUGGCAGACAGGGACGCUCAUUACUACUGCAGGGACACAAUGAGAAGGUCCAGGCGCUGUGGUAUCUGCCGCUGACCCAUCAGCUGCUGUCCUGCUCUGCUGAUGGAGGAAUAACAGUGUGGAACAUGGAGGCCAAACGAGAAGAGGCUCCUCAGUGGCUGGACAGUGAUUCCUGUCAGAAAUGCGGACAGCCGUUUUUUUGGAAUAUAAAGCAGAUGUGGGACAGCAAGACCCUUGGGCUCCGACAGCAUCACUGCAGGAAGUGCGGGAAGGCGAUUUGUGGGAAGUGUAGUUCUAAGCGCUCCACGUACCCCGUCAUGGGCUUUGAGUUCCAGGUGCGCAUGUGUGACGACUGCUACGACACAAUCAAAGAGGAAGAUCGGACUCCUCUGGCUGCGUUUCAUGAAGGGAAACACAACAUCGCUCAUAUGGACAUGGAUCCGAGCCGAGGGCUGAUGGUCACGUGUGGCAGUGAUCGAGUUGUUAAGAUCUGGGACAUGACGCAGGUGGUGGGCAGCAGUGUAGCGGCGGGAUUCUCUCCUCGCUGAUUGGCUGUUUCUGAAAGCACCGCCCACACUCCGCCAAAAGAUGUCUUAGAAAACGCUCACCUACCUGUCUAACUCUCUCUCUCUCUCUCUCUCUCUCUCUCUCUCUCUCUCUCUCUCUCUCUCUCGAGUCUGCGCUGAACAGACACUUCAACAGUGUGUGUGAAUAUGUGUGUGUCAUUGGAAUGCUCCUUGAUUUCAUGAAUCAGCCGUUCAUGUCUCUUCUGAGAUAUGAUCACCUGGAUUUGAGCAAACAUGAAAUCAAGGUACUUCUGAUAGCACAAAAUUUGCACCCUUUUGUGCGUGUAUGGCUUUGUAUUCCUUCAUCCAACAUCCAGUUUCAUCCUCAGCCAUCUUUCUUGUUUAUCCUUCUUACGCUUUUUGAAUUUGAAUGCUACUACUGGUCAUAGUAACCAGCACUUGUGUUACCAUGGAAAUUAGUGUUCCAUAGUAACAAUGGAACAUUCCUGUACUUGUCGUUUUCCCGCUAAAAUGUAAUGCAGGCGGAUGAGGAACAUUACAUGUAGCAUAAAAUCCAUGGAGCAUUUUAUGAUUAAAAGUGUUAAGUUAGUUCAGUAGUGUUCAGCUGUAAAACACUAUUUAUAGCACUAAUUUAGGGACAAGUUAAAAUAUGGCCUUGCGAUUAAAUAUUUGUAAAAAAACUAAUUGCAGUUUUUUUUUUGUUUUGUCACUAUUCAUUUUUUCGUUGCAAUUGCAGAACUCAUAAUUUAACUUUUACAUAUUGCAAUAAUGACUUUUUUUCCCCAGAACUUUUAUUUUGCUUUAAUUCUGACUUUUUUUUCUAACUCAUUUUGAGUUUGCAUCUCACAAAUCCGUUUUUUGGGAUUAAAAAAAAAAAUGGUAAUUGCGAUAUUUUCUCACAAUUGUGCCUUUUUCCUCAGAAUUGCAAGAAGAAAGCCAGAGUUGUGUUAUAGACUAACAAUUUUGUGGGGAAAAAGUCAGAAUUGAGGGAUUAAAAAUUCGCAGUUAGCUUUUUUUAAUCCUAUGCUUGAAACAAACUUUUAUAUUAAAGUGAUGCUUAUCACAAAAAUUGUCUGCAUUUAAAACAUUUACUCAUAUCUUUCCAAAACUUGGAUCACUUUCUUUCUUCUGUGGAACAGAAAAUGAAAUAUUUAGCAGAAUGUUGAUGCUGCUCUUUCCAUUCACUGGAAGAGGACUGGGGUUCCAACAAACCAUCAUACAAUUAGUCCAAACAGCUUUUCACUAAAACCAAAAAUGUCAAAAACAAACAAUAAAAGUAGUCCUAUGCGUGAUAUUCACCGUGCUAUAUUUAACAUCUUAAUCUUUUGAUUAGCAUGCUUGCAUAAUUUAACUCACCAGUUUGCAGUUGGUUAUGUGACAAACAGUGAUAUUUUUUCUGAUGUCAAAGCUUAGUUAGGGUAGUGCCAUAUUUAAUUUGUAUUUUUGACACUGAAGUACAUUGCGUUUAAUGGAUUGUACCGUUGUCUAAAACAUACCAAUUGUUCAGCGAAAGAAAUGUCUUUCUGAGAAAAAAAGACACGUUCUAAAGAGAAAAUUCCAUAAAAGUUGUGAAAAUUACAGAGAGUCUAUCCCUUAAAGCCAUGUUUAUUUCAAUAUGGCGCCUAACCUAACUAAGGUCAUUAUAUGCAAAUGAGAUUUGAGAGAUGCAAGGGCGGCAGUUUUAAAAUUUCACUCUGUUCCUGACACAAAGCUAUGAUAUGGUUUAAGAUGACUUUAAAAUAUUAACUUUAGUGUGUUCAACGGGUUUGGAACAACUUGAGUAAAUGGUGACAGAAUUGUCGUUUUGGAUGCACUGUUUCUUUAAAUAGUUAGAUUUCACAAUUCCUUCAGUUUUUGGGCGUAAGGCAGAAGCUGGAUGUUUUAAACUUACGCACAGCUCACAGUUAAAGUCACAUUGGCCAAUGAGAAGACAGAAUUCCAAGCUGUUUAUCCUUUACUUUAGUUCUUUCUUUUCAUCUUGACUCUCUCUCCUCAGAUUUUCUCUCUCUUUUUCACUCGGCUGUCACAUUCCUCUCAGUCGUUCUCUCUCGUUCUCUGUUCCUUGCACUGAAUUGCUCAGUCUGUGUGUGUUCAUGAUCUGACGGUACGAAUGGCAUCUGUGUUAGUGUUUGCAUUACUUUCACUGUUAAAUGCCUGAUUCGUGCCUGCGUAAAGCGCUUGCUCGUUUCGAUAUACGUCUAAUUCCAAGAUUUGUAAAUCAUUUAAUUCUCCUUUAUAAUAUUUUCCCUGCUGAAAAACCUGUUAGGUAUGUUCUGAAGCAUGGCAGCAGGUUUAAGCUGGACUCUUGGCUUAGGACUAACUUAAACCAGCUUAAACCAGCAGCCAUGCUUCAAAACAUACCUAACCAGCAUAUUCAGAUUGUUUUUUUUUCAGCAGGAUUGUAGCUGAUUUUUCUGAUUCAAUGUAACAGUUAAACAGGGUGAGCUUUGUAAUGCAGUGAAACCAGCGUUUGUAUGACAUCAUCUUCAUGUCAUUUCAUUGGAAAGAUAAUAAUUUUUCCUCCAUUUACCAUAAAAACGACAAGGGUGAAUUUCGCGAAAUCUGUCAAGAAUGUGUCGUGAGAUUCAUCCUGGAAAGAUUAAAAGUCAUUUUUGUUUCGAGGUUUUGCUCUUAUGUUGACGCUUCAGGGAGUCGCGGUUCAUUUUAACCACCAUGUGAAAUCACACACACUGUUUUCUUGCUCUUCAGACGUUUGAACACAUUGUACGGUUCAACACGCUUCUAAUGAUCGAACCCUAAAACUGUUAAUAACUCUAAAUGACUUUGAGAUCUGUUUUUCUAUGUGCUUUUUCUAAAUCUUACUUUACCUCAGUAGUUCCGUAAUGAAGCAUUAUUCUCUCUCUAUAUAUUCAAAGUUGAGCUCAAACAUCUGUAUUUUUCAUACAAGAAUCUUCUGCCACUAAUAUGAAAACUGACGCAAGUCUUAAAGCUGACUGGUAGUUUCAGCCCAGAGAUUGAGUGAAAUAUUACAAUAAAGAUCUAUGCUGUAUGAUA